Patiria miniata (bat star) is the source of this 7670-nucleotide messenger RNA. RefSeq lists its product as uncharacterized. The transcript is spliced from 7 exons. Bases 123 to 4202 code for a protein of 1359 amino acids. Gene Ontology annotation, molecular function: G protein-coupled receptor activity. NCBI's taxonomy places the organism in Eukaryota, Metazoa, Echinodermata, Asteroidea, Valvatida, Asterinidae. Gene Ontology annotation, biological process: G protein-coupled receptor signaling pathway; cell surface receptor signaling pathway. Gene Ontology annotation, cellular component: membrane. The record is from RefSeq and is a predicted model, not a curated record.
ACGGCAGUGAGCUUGCUGGGCAUGGGCCACGACUUGAAACACGGAUAUCGCUCAAAUUCUGUCCCAAUCAUCAACGAAGAUCGUACUGUGUCGGUGCUUGUUUUUAUGAGUCCUAUCCCAGAAUGAUGCUGGCAAAAAGAGCAAACAGUUCUUUCGUGAUGUGUGUGUUUCUCUUAGUUUGCUGUGGUUCUGCUACCACAGCGCAAGCUGUUACAGAUGGUAGUGUCCGACUGGUCGGAGGAAACUCGUCUUCGGAAGGACGGGUAAAAGUCUACUUAAGCGGCGAAUGGGGUACCGUCUGUGACGACUACUGGAGCAUCGAAGACGCGUUAGUCGUCUGUCGUCAACUGGGCUACAGCUCCGUGGCAUCAGAGCACACCAAGUUCGGACCGGGGUCUGGACCGAUUCUCAUGGACGAUGUCAGCUGCUCUGGGAACGAGGAGGUACUUGGAGACUGCCCUCAUGUGGGCAGGGACAACCAUGACUGCAGUCACGAUGAAGACGUUGGCGUCGUCUGCUCUAAUUCUACCGACAACAGAACACUUACUAUUCUAGAUGACCCGCUUCAAACAGAUGAAGAGGUAUCAUACCGGCUCUUUGGAGGAAUCUCCCCGAACGAGGGGGUCGUUCAACUUCGCAGUUCGGUCGACGAGGCUUGGAACACCGUUUGCCUCUCUGGUUCGGACUUGUUUCCGGGCAUCGGUGCCGACAUAUGCCGUCGGGCUGGCUACAAGUUCUUCUGCCACUCGGAAACCUUCGGAUUACGUAAUAGAUCAAGCAAUGGAUCACAUGACGAGUUGAGGACAUCCCCAUCGAAUUGGGCAGGUUAUUUUUGCUGGGGCUCAUCACACGGUGGUACUACCUGUAGCUUGACGCUUUUUGACGGGCAGCACUGUGGUAUUAGUGACGCAUUAUGGGUGGUCUGCGCCAUGGAUCUCGACUUCCGUCUCGGAACCGGCGUUCUUGAGGACGAGGGCGUCCUGCAGAUGCGCUGCAAUAACAGUGCGGAAUGGCACGGCGUGUGCAGCGACCUCUGGUUUUGGAUGUUCGCCACGCAUGCGCAUCAACUCGCAUGCCGCCAUCUUGGAUACCCGGACACAGCGGCCUCUAAGCCCUAUACUGUGCCUAUUGAGUCGUCGCUAUACUCGAUGGACGUUCUCCUUCAGCGUGUUCAGUGCGUUGGCACGGAGAGUAAGCUGGUGGACUGUCCAGUUCAGCAGCCACUGUUUGAAGAAUGUUCCAGCUUUGCUGGGUUAAAGUGCAACGUUUCUCUUUCCCCUCUUCCAGGAUAUGGAAUGGAGCUGAAGCUUGCGCAAUCUUAUUUCUCAGGGGGAGGUUUUGUGGUUGGCCGUCUUAGACCAUCUGACGAGUGGGGCGCCAUCUGUGGCUAUCCGGACUCUCGAGACAGAGAUGUGAUUUGCCGCCAGUUGGGCUUCUUGACUAGCGUGUCAGUGCUUUUCGGACCGGAGCCUAAAGUUGAUGCAAUACCAGCGAGAGUCCUGGUGUCAGCGGUGGGAUGCGACGGCAGUGAGACGGAACUCUCACAGUGCGCGCUGCAGCCUGGAGUUGAUUCUAACUGUACUUUAAAACCAAAUCUCUACGUUGAAUGCCAAGAAGAAACGUCAAGGUUUGACAUUCCCGCGUUUUUGUGUGGAGAGAUUCACUACUGUGGCUAUGACUGCAAACAAGGAAGACGAGAUACACUGAGGCCACUAAGACAAGAAACAUGCAAGUGCGAUGACGCAUGCGCGUUCUUCGACGACUGUUGCUAUGACUACCAUUCAAACUGCCACCCGGCAUCUGAUUGGACGGAAGCCAAAAUGAAGGGCGUGGCCAUCCAGUACUACUCAUGUGUGUGGAUGCCGGGUCAGUCAGGCAAAUAUCGGUACCAAUACUUCGGCUGGGCCUUGGUGAGUUUCUGCCCCGAGAGCUGGGAUGUUUCAUUCAUCAGGGAAAAUUGUGAGAAGAUGGCCAGUGAUGAUGACGUCAUCGGGUCCUUGCCCGUUUACGACAGCGAGGGCGCUGUGUACAAAAACGUGUUCUGUGCGAUUUGUCACGGCGUCGAGCCUGCUCAUUUGCAGAAAUGGAAUGCCAACUUGGAGUACGAGUACGAUCAAUCUGGAUCUACUACAUUCGAUUCCAGAUUCAAUGUCACCAUUGACGGUACACCAACGGGGAGAUAUGUUUAUGAACCACCGGGAAACAACUCUCUCGGCACUGCUCGCACUUGUCCCGCACGCACUGUCAGUUCCUGUAGUCCGCAGUUUGCAAAUACAACUCUUGAAGCUGCUUGCUUGGACUACUUUGCUCCUCUUCAUCUGAACGGAAGUCACUACAAAAACCCUCACUGCGGCAUGUGCAACGGAUUAAACGUAGUACCCAAUGCCAAUUGUGGACCACUUUGCAACAUUCUCUGCAGCGAAGAUGACAUAUGGCAGGAAUGCCCUGCGGUGUGUUCCCCAUCGGCCGAUACACCAACAAUAGAAGCCCUCUUCGACUUCGGCUGGGGUGGUGGCGAGGACUCGGUCUGUCAGCCAGGGGAGCUUUAUGAUCCUUUCCUGGACAGGUGCCGUGCUGUUAUCUGUGCGUCAGGUGUCAUUAACGAAGACGGCAGAUGCACUCAGAUUUCAUUUGAUGCCCCCGGACUGCCUUCCUCGCCCUUUACUAUACUGCACGAAAACUGUAGCUCUCUCGUAAACAUUAGUCUUGGAGAGGUUGCCUUGCACUGGCAAGCAGUUCUUGAUUCACAGAUGACCAACCCUAAAGAUGUCAGACUUGAUAUCUUGGUAAAGAGUUUUGAUUUGAUUGAAAAUCUUGAGAGCAAGUUGUCCGCACUUUUUGAACUGAACACCACAGACGUUCAACUCUGCAAUAUCGGGAGUGUGGCUGUUUACACGAUUGAGGGCGCUGUACUCUCAGGAAUCGACAGCUGCGCAAGUGCAUCCUUGUUAGCCACAGACGUUUUCCAGACGAUGGACGGAAAUGACUCCAGUCUCAAUUUCCAGAUAUUUUCGACUUACUUGUGGAAAAAGGUUGGCGUAGGAUCGGCGAAGCACGAUGCAGCGCCAAGUGAAUGUCUCGAGAUCCUCGAUAUGAAUUGCCUAGAGUUAAUCGUGUUGAAUCCGAGCGAAUUUGAAUGGAGUGCCUCCUUCAUCAGGCACUCAUCAACAGGUUUUAAGUUCGAAGGGGCAGACUUUGUUCUCUUGUCGGAUGGUAGUGCUGCCAUAUGUGGUCCAGUCGACUGGACUGACCCGAAUACGUUUGCCUUGUGGAUCGUCUCUCUAAUCUGCAGUUGCCUGUCAAUAUUGGCAUUGGCAGCUACCUUUAUCGUCUACUCUAUGAUUCCCGUGCUCAGAAACACGGCCGGCCUGUACACCAUGAACCUCGUGGUGGCGCUCUUUGUUGCCAUCCUCCUGUUGAGCUUGGCGGGAGCUCUCAACGCAGCAGGACCCGCCUGCGUGGUGUUCGCAUCCCUGACACACCUCUCGUGGCUGUCUGCUUUCUUCUGGAUGGCGAUGUUAUCAUACAACGUGGCGAGAACCUUCGGCGGGCGAAUGUCGACAAGCAGAGACGGGCCAAACUGCCGCCGGGUAGUAGCUGCCAUGCUUUUGGUGUGGGGCGGUGCUUUACUAAUCGUGUCCGUGUGUACAGCUCUGACUCUUUGCGAUUGCACCGAGCUCCCGGCAAUUUACAAUCGCAGCUCUCCGUGUCUGUUCACGACAGGAACCGUCUUGCUCGUAGUCUUCGGCGUUCCCGUGCUCGCCUCUCUGCUUCUCAGCACGAUUUGUUUCAUCGUGGUCAUUGUCAGUGUAAGGCGGACCAAGAGGAUGAGCAGGAUGGUUCAAAACAGGAGCCUGGCUGAAGAAGCAAUGGAUGAGGUGAAGAUCUACGCCAAGUUGGCUUUACUGUUUGGGAUCACGUGGAUUCUCGCAUUCAUAUCCGAUGCUGUGGGCCACGUGGUCUUGUCCUACGUCAACGUCAUCGUCAACACGCUGCAGGGGGUCUUUAUCUUUGUGGCCUUCUGCUUGAACCAACGCGUGAGGGCGCUUUUGCGGAAGGAGCGUCGCACAGGCAAGCGCAGAGCCGCUAACGGACAGCAGCUGACUACAACGCGAACGUCAGGAGCCUCAACCACGACGCGAUUGUCUGAAACUGUGUCUACUGUCGAUGCAACAACGAGUUCUGCCGCGAAUAAAAACUGACAAUGCAAACAGGAACUUCGUGAGAUGAGUUUAAUACAUUGUACAGAUUUAAAUAACCAUGAUUCCCCAAUAUUCAUAUACAUGAAAGGUUGAACUAAGCUAAUCUGCACAUGCUAUGCAGCCGUGGGAUACGCCCGAUGUCAAGACGCAGACCAGGCUGCAUGGUAUGUGCAAGAUUAUGACUCCUGACUUUCGCCAUUUGAUCAAAUAAUUGACCUCUUGGGAAACUGCCAACAUAGGGCUGGAAAGCUCAGUCGAAAGACCAUCCACCGGUACUAAAUCAUUGUUUGCGCAACCAAGUACAGUCAAUGACCAUAAUGCGCAUGCGUCAGUCGAUAACGGAGCGGUUCUUGGACUUAGCUUCACCUAAAAAAAUACUCCUGAGCCAUGAAUGAGAAAAGCUGAGUUUCAUUUCAUCAAUCAUCAGGAGUUGAUGAAACGCAAUUUAGGGAACAAAAAUCACUUUUGGGGGAAAUAAAAAUAAAAAUAUACAUUUCCUCCAGCAAUUGAACCUUUAACCUUCAUCAACAUUCAGCUCAGCGAUUUAACGCACACACCACAGCGAGACCACGUGGCAUAAGCUGUAAGAACCUAUUCCAAAUCAGCUGACAUAUUUAGUUGGUCAUGUGAUAUGUUUCACUCAUAUGCAUUAUUGUCAUCGAUCAUACUUUGUUGCAUGAAAACUAAUUGCCACCGGUACGGUAAAAAUCGCAAAUUCAAGCCACAGUCAAUUUCUUUGUUCAACUUUUCAAAAAUUGAUACUUGUCACCUAGUCAGUUUCCCGUUGUGGUUCAAUUAAAAAAUAUUUAGUAAUUAGUAAAUACAUACUCUUUGAUUUUAAAGCGCAACAAAUUAAAGAGCCGAAGGACAGGUAACAAGUCUAAGAUGUUUAUCAUGUCACUGUACGCGUAUAUGUUUUUGUACUGCCCUGGCCCCAUCAACUGCACGGUUAAUUUCGCCUUUAAUUUACUGCGUAGCAACAAGCAGUCAGUUUGCUUUAGACUUUAUAGUAUGCCCGCGCCUGUAUGUGAAGUAGUCCUUGCCACUUUUCAAAUGAUCGUUUGUUUCAGACACAGUUGGGUGGGAAUUCCUUUUUAGUGUUGCUUUGUAAAUUAUACUGAAGUUUUUAGAUAUUGAGUUAAUGAUGAUUCGAGCCUUUUAUGCCUAUAUGUAGUAUUUUGCUGCGCAUGAAUAUGUAAUCUAGUCAACAGUGUUAUUUGGUUAUUUUCAAUGGCUGAAUCCGUGUGAUGCGGAGCUCGCACACUACUCGGGCGACAAAAUACAUCAGAAAACCUGGGUUCAGCGACUCCAGCCUGGACCUGUUGACCACUAAGAAUGUCCUUCAACACCUUGGUGUCCGCGUGAGUAGUUUUGUAGAGUGUUUCAUAUAUCCUUGCGGCGGAAUUGUGGGUUUUUCGACGAUAUUGUUUGUACCUUUUUUUAACAUGCACGUAACACGUUGUGUGACACGUAACGCGUUGUGUGCGCGCUGUACGUAUGUAAUUAACCGUACACAUGCUACAGUAAGUAGCAUGUGUACGGUUAAAGUAACCUCCCUAUGUGUUUGCGAGGGUCGCUCGAUACUUGCACGCCCUUUUAACACUCGCGCGUUCGCUUGACGCUCGCGUGCAGUGCUAGUGUAUGGCACUGAUGUCUAUGUCUUUACAUAGAGAUCAGUGGUAUAUGGGCCUUAUUCAUGAGUUGGCCAUUUUUGUUAAGUUCCCUGAAGGCAUUUCAUUAAUUGUGAACUGUUGAAUGAGAUGGCACCAGACUAUUUAUGUACGCGCAAUGCAGCCUUAUUUACUGUGAUUUUUUUUUUAAAUCUGGCUUUAAACAUUAGGGAAUGUUUAAUUUUAUAUUAUUCAUUGAAGAAGACAGGAAUUAAUUAGAAAUUUACUUCAUUUCUCUACACAAAUUUCAAAAAUCAAGAUUUAACCUCACUCUCAAUCCAAUAUGGCCGACUCGUGAAUAAGGACCAUGGUUUGUAGUUUGAAAUGUAAAAAAAAUAAUCGAAUAAAAUGCAAUAUAUUAUUGUAAUUAAUUAGGACAUGUUUUUAUGUUGAUUUGUAGGGUGUUUGUUUUAUUAUCCUUAUUCCUUGGUGAUUAGAGGGCAACAAUAAAAUAAUAUUGCGACAUCAACGCUGAUUACUCCCAUACGCACCGGGAGUUCAUUCUCCUCCCUACGGAGGCCCAGGCCCCGCCCACAGCCGGCCCGCGUGCAGCUACUUUACCAAUUUCUACUAGUAAUUUACUUUAAAAUGGAUCAGUUAGCGCCUUUACAUUAACAUACACAGAUUGUUUUUAUUAUUUAAUAUUUAGUAAAUAAUAAUUCAUUUAAUAUUUAGUAAAUAAUAAUUUAUUUAAUAUUUAGUAAAUAAUAAUUCGUUCAAUCUGGUUGUGAUCAAAUGGUAAAGCAGAUGAAAUUGUAGUGAACGCCGUGGAUUGCCCGAACCGCUUUGCCAUUCAUCGCGAUUAAAUGAACAAAAUACAACAAUGACAACGGGCUCUCGCCCAGGAAAUUCCACGUGCUGGAUUCGGCUGUCUACCGAAUGCAAACAUUCUUUCUUCCUCGUCAGUCAAUGGUCGCAGCACCAGGAUUAGCGACAAACGCACAUCAACACUUAAUAGAGGAAUUAUAACUCCUCCAAUAACACUAAGACAUCCGUAGUCAGUACACAACAGAACAACAUAUAAGAAGCCUCAUGAGCGUGAUACGUCUAGAGAUACCCGUAGUGUCUUGGAGCCGAUUGUUUUGCUGUUAAACACUAUUCAGUGAGACUUCAUGUAUACAUUUCAGCGUUGUGUACUACCACAACGUACGCCAUUUCAAUGUGUAAAAGACUUAUAAGACGGAGCUACAAUUACCACUACAAAAUGACGAACUUCAUCAUUUUAUCAUCACCUAGCGGCCGCUAAUGGAACAGGGAAGAUCUUUGCAUAGGCCGCGCCUACGCGUUGGUGACUUCCAGCGUAUUGAACAGACCCGAUGAAGUUGAAACAAUGGCAGUGAUGAAGCCGUUCUGGAUUAAGGUAAGUUGAACACCUUUUACAACGACUUAUCUAUUAGUUUAUUUCUGUGCUAAAUCUGAAAUCGUUGUGUGAAUAUAUACAUCAUUAAAACAUUCUGUUAUAAAUACAAUAUGUUUACAUUGGGAGUCAGAUUGGCGUAGCAGUACGUUCCUCCCCUUCCACCGCUGUGACCCAGGUUCGAAUCCACCUGGGCCAAAAUGUGGAUUGGGGUUUUAGUCCUACUUAAUCCCGCGGGUUUCCCCACAGAAAAUUCCUCUAGGGUUUUCCUCCUACAUCUAAGACUAUCAUUUCUUCACAUUGACGUCGUCUUAUUGGGCCCCUUGGAAUCCACUAAAUGGGCCAGCCAGUUGAAUAAGAAUAAAAAAUCCAAUUAAUCCAAUCCAAUUAAAAUACAUGUACAAAGUUAUAGACUACAAUUAAACAUUCUACAUACUGGAA